AUGUUUGUAACGCCAGUAUUUGUUAAUAGCAAUGUGCUCGAUCCUUCUAUCUACGGCUCAAAGCGCGAAAGUGUAGCCCGCACCGAGCUGUCGUCCAGACUUAGUACAGCUUCUUCAGACGCGUCCUUCGGCUGUCUGCAUCGAACUUCUUCAACCAGUUCCAACGCCUCUGUGUCUACAGCAGCCUCUUCCGCUGCUUCAGUAAGCAACCAAACUUACCGUCCGAAACAUCGCAAAACCUUCUCCAAUAGCUCAAUCGCCCGACGGUUUUUGCAAAAAAGCAAGCCACAAGAGGUUCAUUCGCCACAAGUUGAGGCACUGCCAACUUCAGCUCCUACACUGGUUGUCGCAUCCCCUCCCGAGCCCAUUGUGAACGCGCCUUCGCCUCCUGCUACAGGAGAGCAGUGUUCCGAUCUAGUCGUGCGAUCUAAGAGGGACGUCUAUCAUGUCGAUAGGGCGAUUAUGUGCUAUCACUCGCGGUGGUUUGCCAGAGUUUGCGCCGUCGUUGUAUCGCCAAAAUCAUCGAAAGGCAUCAUUGACCUUAGUGCCGAUGAUCCAGCAGCCGUCGCCGCGAUGAUGCAAUACUGUUACCAGCUCGACUACACUGAUCAAUUAGCAGGCUCAGACCUUGCAGUACCUGAAGACGUCACUUUGCGCUCCCAUGUGGAUGUGUAUAUGCUUGCAGAGCGGUAUGGCGUUGCUGGUCUGAAGGCGCUCGCACUUCGAAAAUUCGAGGAAUUUGCGGGUAAUGUACUGGUUGCCGAUGGUGAGGAAGAGCAAUUGUUACAUGCGAUUCGCCCGAUCUACGCACCUGAGCGAAGAGCUAACGCGGAUGACCUCAAAAUGGUUGCGAUCAAGCUUUGCGCUGAUCAUGUGCAAGCUUUCAUCCACGGUACAGGCAAGACUAUGGCUCUUCCUGGACAUCAGUACGAAAUGCAGCUACACCGUAAGCGUGCCUUUGGGAAAGCCUUCAACGGAACUUCCGAUCUCUCUAGUCAUUCACAUCGCAAGGCGCUACGCAGCGUUGCUGCUCUAUCCGCUGCUUCGACACCUCAACUUUUCUACACGCCCGUGUUCUCAUUCGGAUCUGACAAAGAAAAUGACGAUUUGUUCUUUCCCACGCUAAGAGGAAUCACCGAACCUCCUGGCGAUUCGAAAAGUCAUCUACGGCCUCCUCCGCGCACCUCAUCUCUUCGGGGACUAUCCGAGCUACAGGUUGAUACCAAUGACUUUAAGCGAAUCUACACUAUUCCUGAAGAUCAGAACUCAAGUCCCCAUGAUGAGCAGGUCUUGGGAGCGUAUCCAUGUGUACCUGGUCCGGCCAUCUAUGAAGAUCAGGACACUAUUGCUAUACCUAGUCCGGUUGGCCAAAGAGCUGCACUCACUCCCAGUGCGCUUCACUUCCAGGCUCUGUCUCUACAGGAUCCUCCUCACAGGCAUCUGCCAGAGUUGACGUUUCAAUCGGCUAUCAAUAUCAAUGCAACACGCACAAGCGCCUUUGUUCUGCAGUCUAUCGACCUCCGUUAUUGUUUCUCUCAUAUUCUGAAAGACGAUGUGGUGAUUUUCUUCGACAAGGGCAAACAAGUCAUGAAGAUUGACAAGUACCUUUUGUGUACCGAGUCUCGCUUCUUUGCUCCGAUGCUGGACGGUCCAUCUGUAGAAGGUCAAACACGCUGUGUCCGCGUUCGCGAUGACUUCCCUUAUGCUAUUGGGGCAAUGAUCCAGUACAUGCAAGAAGGCAACUAUACCUUCAACUCCAACAUGCGACUUGAACAUGCAAACAUCACGCUUUUGGACCUUCACGUCCACGCCUACAUUGUCGGCAAGAAGUAUGAUGUGGCCAAGUUAUGCGAUCAUGCGAUAGAAGAGUAUGUCAAUAUCGCUGGAAUGGUUCUAAGCAUAGGCAUCCCCGCCGGCGAAGAUCCUACUGACUUCUCCAAUUCUACUGUCAAGGGCGACCACAAAGGUCCGGACGCCAGCCCUGCGACAUCGGUUCUCAACUCCUUCCUGGACUCACUAGUUCUCAUCUGGCGCAACACCUUGGACAGUGACGAUUCACUAUGCCAGGGCGUUCUCGAGUUGCUGAAGCCUAACAUCAACCAACUCAUGCGGCUGAAGUUUUUUCAAGUGUUGAUGAUGGACAUGGUGGAUUUUGGUGGUGAUCUUGUGCAUAGUCUAACUGAGGAUGGAUUUGACAUUCAGGCUUUUCAUACUGAGGGUGGUUUGCAGCAAGAGAUUCGCGUCAAGUUUGGUAGCGCUUGUAACAUGGCGUUAGUGCGCUGA
Molecule: messenger RNA, 2283 nt
Organism: Alternaria burnsii
Lineage: Eukaryota; Fungi; Ascomycota; Dothideomycetes; Pleosporales; Pleosporaceae
Exons: 6
Coding region: 1-2283 (760 amino acids)
Molecular function (GO): protein binding
Source: RefSeq, a predicted model, not a curated record